UGCAAAAGCUGACGAAGAUCUAGAUCAUGAUCAAAAGUGAAAAAUCGAAUCGGUUGUUAGCAAGCGCAUCCACCAGAUCCGAUAUGUAUGAUGGAUGGUUGUUAUUUUGUUUUUUGAUUUGCAGACCAGAACGCCAACAGGUCACUUGAACAACCUUACGAGCAACGCAACCAAAAAGGUAGUAAAAUGAUGCUUUUCGUUGGGGUAUGUUUUGCUGGCCCGAACGAGAGCUUCUCGAAGCAGCUGCCGACGGAACGGGACAGGAAGACGACGGAGGCCGUAGUGGCGUUCGAGGAACAUGACACGGUUGCGGCGAUCAAACAAAAGCUGUUUGUGCAGGGCUCCAGCAUUCCUCCGGCAACCCAACUCCUUCUGAACCACACCACCACCGACGAGCUUUGCGAUUUGUGCACAAUAAGCGACUACCCGGCACUUCUGGCCGCUAUCAAAAAGCAGAAUGGAGCGCACAAAGGAUACCUGGAUUACCCCUUGUUACAACAGCACUGCGCGCUGGAGUACGGGAGACUGAGAAGUAGUGGAAGAGUCGAAUGCAGCGCGAUCAAAAAACAACAACAACAUUUCGCAGUUCUCGCACAUUCUACAAGAACCUCUACACCUGCGGUGCCGGUAAAUCAACUUGGGAGGCGCGCGUUUGCAGACGGGGUCUCGCAGAACGGCCGUGAGAACAAGAACUCCUGGAGAUCAUUAAACAGCGACCUCCGCGGGAGGAGCCAUAACUACGCAAAUGUGCGAAGAUCCCUGCAGACAGGAGUGGCCGCCCCGGGGGAGAGAAACACAAACAGAAGCCCACAGCUCGAGAACCCGUUUUACAACUUCAAGUCUGGUGACUUUCCUAAAGGAUCGAUUCAGCAGACGGAGUCGUGGGACAAAGAUGAUUCGAGAUCUUGCGUUUGGCAAGAGUUCGUCGAGCAGCACAAGGGCGUGCGCGGGCCGGUAUACGUUGAACUUGACUCGAACCAGCUUGGAGCGAAAGCCACCGACUUCUACUUCUAGUCCACUACCGGAUGUGUACUUAAAAAUAAGUGGUGAUAGAUAAAAGUUGUCGCUGGUGGAGUCCUCCUGGCCCGACUUUAUAGCGCGGCUGAAAGAGUCGUGGUUUUGGUUUUGCACGUGAACUUAAGGAUCGAUGAAGCGGAGUUCUUGCUGGUCCGAAAUAGAGGAGGAAUAUAGUAAGUCGCGUUUUUAUAGUAGAGUCGAUAUAACAAGGAAAAUGUCGAUAGUACAACUACAUCGACCUAUCUGUGGAAAGAUAACCGAUACUAAAGCUCCACUCUGAAACUUGGCCUGAUUUGCGCUGGGUCCGUAGUGGCUUCUGAAUUAAGUAAAAUCUCGCGGCGAGGAGGAGCCCAACGCGAGCCACUUUUUGAGACCCCGCGAGCAGGCGCUUGAUCAGUAGAUAUGCGCACCGGAAGAAGGAUGGUCUCUGGAACAGACGAGACACAGCAAUGUGAUGCGCAGCCGUUCAUUCCGCUUCCAGCGGAUCAGGAUGAUAUAUAUGAAUGAUGUGGAUGUAAU
Amoebophrya sp. A120 is the source of this 1536-nucleotide messenger RNA. The record is from the annotation of a GenBank genome assembly. NCBI's taxonomy places the organism in Eukaryota, Dinophyceae, Syndiniales, Amoebophryaceae.